Molecule: messenger RNA, 1469 nt
Organism: Girardinichthys multiradiatus
Lineage: Eukaryota; Metazoa; Chordata; Actinopteri; Cyprinodontiformes; Goodeidae
Gene: pym1
Product: PYM homolog 1, exon junction complex associated factor
Exons: 3
Coding region: 384-1022 (212 amino acids)
Biological process (GO): exon-exon junction complex disassembly
Cellular component (GO): cytoplasm; exon-exon junction complex
Molecular function (GO): RNA binding
Source: RefSeq, a predicted model, not a curated record
AAAGCGGUUUGUUUAGCAUGAUCGGAUCUAAUCCUUAAAUUUAUUCCAGUUCACAGUCCGUACCAGUUGGUGGCGGCACCAAUUCGUUGUUUGAAAUCCGCCACUAAAUAUCGAGAAGAAGAAGAAAAACAAGGAAAAAGAAAAGAAAGGUGUUCGCUUGGUUCGUAAUUUUGCACCGCCCGUCUGAGCUUUCAAUACCUGUGUGCUGCAGCUGCCAUGACAGCUCUUUUAUCGAUUAAAAGAGCAAUUUACAGCCAAAUGUUUAAAGAGCGGUAGCCGUGCUGCUGCUGCGUGGGAUCGGAUCGAGUAAAGAGAAGUUUUGGGAAUAACAGUCAGGUUUUGGCUCACGGAGCGAAGAAAGCGGAGAAGCCUAUCACAUCAAAAUGGCAACCCCCUAUGUGACAGAUGAAUCUGGGAAAUACAUAGCUGCAACUCAGCGACCUGAUGGGACGUGGAGAAAGCCGAGACGGGUAAAGGAUGGUUAUGUUCCCCAGGAGGAGGUCCCUGUGUAUGAAAACAAAUAUGUGAAGUUUUUUAAGAGCAAACCCGACCUGCCUCCAGGCCUGAACCCAUCUGAAGCAGCUCCGCCAAAGCAGCAGCAGCAAAAGAUACCCGGCUGUGGGGACAGCGAGACGGGCGGUCUGUCAAAGUCGGCCAAACGCAACAUGAAACGUAAGGAAAAACGAAAACAGCAGCAGCACCAGGACCAGGACGGCGAAGAAGAAUUGGAUUUGGUGAACAGCGGUGUUGAGAAUGUGUCCAUCUCAGGGAGCGGCGAGUGUGCGAGCAAGACCCAGGGUACUACGUGUGUCUUGUUACCAGAUGAGUCUUCAGCGGCUUCAGUGGGGGCUGAAAAGGCCAAGAAGAUAAAAAACCUGAAAAAGAAGCUGCGACAGGUCGAGGAGUUGCAGCAGAAGGUGGACUCGGGGGAAAUACAGCAGCUGACGAAGGAUCAGUUGGAAAAGCUGGGCCGGGCCGAGGCCUUACGAGAGGAGCUGGAGCAGCUGGAAUGUGAUUGCUGAACCAGGGAAGGACAGGAGAGUCGGACUAAAGAUGCAAAUCACAAACAGGAAGGGGCCUCUGUAACUUCCAGUUUCCCUCUGACAUUUAUCAUGAAGGAUGGUAGGAAACACAGCUCUGAGGACAGUAUGUCUGUAAGGCAGACAUCGCAUCUGUUUUCUUUAGUUUUAAUUGUGACCCGUCUACAGGUGUACUUUCUGUCUUUUAAGGAGAUCAUUGUGACAUGUUUUGUGCUUCUCUGUUCUUUCCAUUUUGUAAUCUGAACAACAUUUGGAACCACAGGAAAUAAAAAAAAUAUCCUAAAGUUUGUAAAAGAGGAUUUAGUUUUUCACCUUCCUGUUUUAAACAAUGAUCAUGUUUGACAUCGAUUGAAUGGCAUGUCAUUGUCUCACUUAUGUCAUGUCUCUGCAGUCAGUACAGUUAUUAAAAUACUUACUGCCUUUCCUGUA